AUGAACUCCCACGCUGAUUUACCUGAAGUAUUAGCUAACAUCUUGUUGAUCGAAUUUUUUCGUUACAAAGUGCUUGGCGUAACUGUAUCCAGCUCGCUCACAGAGUGUAUUUGCUAUCAGGCUAAGGAGUCUACCAAUACAGAUGCAUUUCUGGACGAGAUCGUGGACACGCUUAUCCUCUUUGCCGAGUAUGCUGCAGCUCCAUCUGUUGGGAAUGAUAAAACCACAUUUCAGCAAAUGACCGAUGCUGACUUGUGUCGCAAAGCGAUUAUGGGUAUUGGCUUUCUGGUAUGUCGCCACGAUCGCCUGUUGUGUGACAAGCAUGUGAGCACUUUUUUUGCUCAUUUCUUCACUGUGUUUCCGUCGUCGUCUCCAACCACUUCCCCGGGAACUAGUGGCCCCGGCAAGUUCCCUACCUCCUCAUCUUACCACGAGGUUCAGUGCAUCAUUCUGGAUAAUCUGACACAUUAUCUCAUGGACAGCGAACGUCAAAUGCUUGCGGACAGCAAAUCUUGGUCUGCGCGUCACAAAUCGGAGUCUUUAAAAGAGCUAGCUGAUCAGCGCUCUGGACAUGGAAGUGCUGUGGCUCAAGAGUACCUACCUCUUGUGUUGAAGCAUUGCAUUCUAACUCAGUCACUUAAUGUUCGAACGUCAGCAUUGGGUCUGCUCUCAGUGAUACUGCGACAAGGUCUCGUGCAUCCGGUGCAAACGUUAUCCUAUCUGAUUUGUCUUCAAACGGAUCCGGACACUGGCAAUCGGUCGCGAGCAACGCAUUUACUAGCAGAAGCUGAGCGCAAAGUUCCCGGCUUCAUGGCGAUGAGAGCAGCUUCUGGUGUGCAGUUGUCAUAUCAAUUGCACUUACUACUCUUCCCAUCCGGAUCGCAUCGCAAUCCGAACCAGUCGGCUGUGCCACUUAUUCGUGGUGCCACAAUUCAAGAUAACACAAAUAUUGUUUGUGACUCCGGUGCAAAUGCUUGUCCCGUUGCUUUGAACCACGCAAUCUAUUCGAUGCUUCGUACGAAUCGUCAGAGUCGACGUUCUUUCAUUUCUAGUCUGUUAUCAUUGUUUGAUAUAGAACAGAACAAACAAGUCGCAGAUGGUGAAUCUUCCACACACCAAUCCAACAAGCCGUCUCUCGGUCAGCUUGUUUUUGUUGCUGACCAGCUCGCUCAUUUCCCCUAUUCCGUACUGGAUGAAGUCCUGUUCAUUGCGUACCAUAUUGAGCAACGUCUGAGUGUCAGCGGCUCUUCGCUCAUUCGUUUGGUACAGCAUUCGUUACUUUCAUCAAUCUUGCGUACUGAUGCGGAUUUGAAUCGUCCGAAAAAAGAAACCGUUUCGGACAAAACCCAAGCCGAGACCCGUUUGACAAAUCUUAUUGAGGCUGCUGAGACCAAAUUAUUGAAAAUGGAGCGGCAUUCCGAAAGUUCGUCUGAAGGAACGAAUAAACCAGAUUGGGAUCAGGGAGGUAAACUCCAUUCGUUGUUCGAACAAGCAUCUCAUUCAAACGCGAAAGCCCGUCAAGCUAUGAUUUCCCAGGGCCCAGUUUGUUGGCUACUACUUACUCUGCGUCAACACCUACGGGAUAUUUUCGGAGUAACCGAUAGCAAAUUGAAGGAUUACUCUCCAUCGGAUUCUCCAAAACAGUGGGAACGUCCUAUUGUUGCACCGAAACGCUCACCUAACGGGAAUCAUAUCCUUCGUUUGCCCACGCUGGUUGUUCAGUGUUUGAGCAACCCAGGUUGGCUACACUCAAAUCCUGUCCCCCCAGAUACCGUGAUCCUGUACCAGUUCAUACGUCUACGGCACCAACUGCUAGCCUUGGAAGAUUCCAGUCCGCUUGUUGGCUUUCUGAGUCCAACACCGACUUCCGAGUUGCCGAACACGAGUGCAACAGUGAAGGACGAACGAAACGAAAAGUCGAUAUCAACAAUGACUACCAAUGGCGAACCAAUUACACAUAGUACUAAGACACCGUCUCCUAAUGUGCAAUUUCCAACGGAAAAGGUGACAAACAGUUCUCCUGGUCAUUCGCGUUCGAGCAAACGUGAGAUUCAUCGUAGUUUGACAGACCAUCAUCGAACCGGUGAAUCGUCGCGUUUUGGGAGUGAAUGUAGCCGUAAUGUAGAUGCAUCUGCUGUCUCUCAUUCCGUUCCACGCCCUUCGACUAAAACUGAUGCGCCCAGCACAUCUAAAACUGAUCAUAGACAUACCGAAAAGUCGCACACUCGCAAAAGACGACCGCGUUCCAGCAGCAUUUCAUCAUUAAGCUCGUUCUCAUCAUCUGACGUCUCUUCCACGCGUUCCGGGAACCGUUCUCAAUCAACCACGAGACACUCCACUAGUGGUACACAUUUAAAGACACCUCAUACUCCAGCCAAACAAUCUCGUGUUGUAGCAAAGACCGAUUCACAAAUCACUGGUCGACUGUCCACGUCAACAAGGAAGCAUUCGAAACCAUCUGCACGUAAUACACCUCCAUUGGAGACGUCCGAAUCGCGAGUACCACAAUCAUCGCGCACAAAUGAAAGCUCGAAACGCUCGUUAGAUGAGGCCCCCACGCAUUCUGCAAAACAGAAUUCGAAGCACGCCGCACCUCUCUCCUCCCGGUCUUCGACAUCCAUGGUAUGUUAUUGA
Molecule: messenger RNA, 2634 nt
Organism: Echinostoma caproni
Lineage: Eukaryota; Metazoa; Platyhelminthes; Trematoda; Plagiorchiida; Echinostomatidae
Source: the annotation of a GenBank genome assembly